Messenger RNA from Helicoverpa armigera (cotton bollworm), 1163 nucleotides. Its product is annotated as mucin-22. The coding region runs from base 218 to 1159 and encodes 313 amino acids. Lineage: Eukaryota; Metazoa; Arthropoda; Insecta; Lepidoptera; Noctuidae. The record is from RefSeq and is a predicted model, not a curated record. The transcript has 2 exons.
UAAAUACCUCUCGCAGUCCCGUCACUUACCAGACCAUUUCGGUGAUCUCUAUUAUUUUAUUUGACAAAAACAACAACGUCAUUUAAGGGUUAACUGAAGACGGAUUUUGUAACAUAGGUAACCGAAGUUCUCGUGACUUCCACUGAACAGUUAUAAAUACAAGUAGGCAAAGCUAAAAUUGUCUCUUACGGUCUACCUGUUUAACUUCAAACACAAGAUGCUUAUAAAACUAAAGUAUCUUUAUUUUCUGCUUCCCACUUUGUUAUUCAAAUGUAUUGCCACAGUGCCCAUCCAAACUGCAAGUGACUUCGUGGAAGAAAGCCUGCGCGUUCGAGUAAGACGACAAGACGGGACGCUGACGCAGCAAAUGUUUUACGCGUACCCCGUGCCGGCCGGUGGCGACACCGUCAACAUAGGAAAAACUGCGGGGACCACCGCUGCGACCGCCGCUCCAGCAGGCACUGCUGGUGGAUACAGUUACAAGUCCUCAUCUACUGGUAACGCCGGAUAUAAUUAUGGCACGUCAUCCACCGGAGCCCAGACUAGCACAGGCUCUCAGGUUACCAGUACUGGAUCGCAAACUACAGUAACCGGCACUCAAACUGCCACUAAUGCUGGCUCCUCCGGUAACGCUGCUUCAGGUUACGGUUACAACGCACCUUCGCCCACUCUUUCCCCGACACUUCAGGGCUCUUUAGAGGUCUCGACAAAUGCUCCUAAAUAUUUGCCACCAACAGGUGCAGGUACAAGUGGAAGUACCACAACUGGGGGUAGUGUAAGCAUAGGAGGUGUUUCGGUCACUUCUGGAUCAGGUCAAGUCACCACCGGUGGGACUACAACUUCCGUGCAAACCGGAUCUGUGGGAACUCCAUCUGAUACAUAUCUACCACCUUCGGUGACUACAAAUACAGCAACAUCAGGCCAAACAGUUACUUCAACAUCUACAAAAACUCAAACAAACACAGGUGGAACAGUUUCAGUGCCAAGUCAAUCUUACUUGCCACCAAACACUUCGUCGGGACCUUCUCCGGCACCUUCUCCGGGGUAUAACUCCGGGCCAGCAGCGUCACCACAACCAGGUUACAUACCGCCGUCUAGAACUAAUACGGGAACUGUGUCGACACCUGCAUCGACUUAUUUACCCCCGUCUUUCUUUUAAUCAG